Scleropages formosus (Asian bonytongue) is the source of this 2711-nucleotide messenger RNA. RefSeq names its product nucleolar protein 11 (gene nol11). Lineage: Eukaryota; Metazoa; Chordata; Actinopteri; Osteoglossiformes; Osteoglossidae. The transcript is spliced from 18 exons. The record is from RefSeq and is a predicted model, not a curated record. The coding region runs from base 36 to 2204 and encodes 722 amino acids. Gene Ontology annotation, biological process: maturation of SSU-rRNA. Gene Ontology annotation, cellular component: nucleus; nucleolus. Gene Ontology annotation, molecular function: RNA binding.
CGCGAUAGCAGGGCUCUGCCGCUCGUGCGUUCGCCAUGGCCGCGCUGUUCGAGGGCUUCACGUUGUGCGGAGUGGUGUCGGGGUCCGCGAGGGCUGAGGCCGCGUUGCUGGGUGUGGAAGCGGAGCGGGAGGAGGACCGCGUGGUCGUUACCGACUGCGGCAGGUCCGUCACCGUGUACAAGGUGUCGGAUCAGAAGCCGCUGGGCAGCUGGCACGUGAGACAGGGUCAGAGCCUGACGUGUCCCGCGGUGUGGAGCAGCCGGAGCGGGGAGUACGUGGCCGUCACGGACAGCAGGGUCAUAAGAAUUUGGAAAGAUGACGAUACCACUUUCGAAAAAACCUUCAAAGCAACUGUGUGUGCCGAUGUGGCGAGGAUCCACGCCGCUGCGGACAGCGAGCCGGUGGUGCUGUUUGCGCGUGGGGCGGUGCGGAUGCUCGACGCGCUGCUGGAGGCCCCGCAGCAGCCUAUAGAGGAGGUCCUCUCAGAGGAAGAGGUCAUCAGGUGGAGCUGCAGCCUUGUAGAGGGAAAGCAGCUGGUUACCAUUUUUACCACAGAACAGAAGGAGGACUGCUACUUGUAUUUGCAACGGUUCAACCCAAACUCCUUACACAAGUACAAGCUGGAGACGGGGGAGUCCCGUGCACGUCCACUGAGUCUGUGUGCCACCGUCCGCAAUCAAAGCAUAAAGCUCUUGUGCUUGUACUCGAGUGGCUGUCUCUACCAAAGUGUGUUAUCAAUGCGGGGGACAAUUCAGGAUGGGGUCCAGCUGCUUCCCAGAACCCUGCUGCUCCGGCUGCCCGUGGAGGAUGGGCACCUCUCUUCAGCAUCAGUGGUCUCCCUGGAUGAAGGCAACCUUGCGAUGGUGGGGGUUCCGCACCCCUCUGCCAGUGCUGGAAAAGAAUUCCUGUGCAUCUGGAAUACGAAUUUUCAGACACUGCAGGCCGCUAAGGAGCUUACAGGACGAAUAUAUGGACAGCUGUGGAGUUACUCGGGGAGGCUGUAUGUCCCCCACGGGAAGGCCCUCACAGUCAUCCCCUAUGAGUGCGAGAGGUCCUCCCUGGCCACGGCCUUGGGCAGGCUCCAGCAGGACCGGUCAGAUGGUUCAAAGCCAGUCACUACUGUCGUGUCCUGGAACACUCUACUGCAUGAAGAUACAAUCCAGCACCAGAAGGGUGCCAGAGGGGUGGAGACACGGCAGAGUAAAAGUCGGAAGAGCCAAAUGACCUCUCUCCUCACAGUCGACCAAGUGCUGGAGAAAAUUAAGUCGGCGUCAGAAGACAGCGUCACCCGGGACGUGGAGAUGAUUCUCUCAGGCACUGCAGACCCGGAGCUUCAGCUUGUCGUGGGCCGUUUGGCUUCUCAACUGGUGUCACGGUGCCAGUCGGACUCCGCUUUCUACCCCCAUCACACACUGGCGCAACUGGUGCACACCCGCUGUGUGUGUCACAGUUUGUGCCCCAACCUCCUGAUGCUUGCUCUGGAGAAGAAGGACUACUCCCUUGCCCAGCUCUGCCUGCAGCACUUCCCAGACAUUCCAGAGGCUGUGACCUGCGCUUGCCUCAAGGCCUUCCUCGACGCUGAGGAGAGCGACCUGCAGACAGAGAACCUGGAGCCGGACAGCGUGUCUUUCAUGGAGGGUAUGGUCGCGGUAUGCAAAAGGGACGGGGCCCUGGAGAAUGGCUUCAGUCCUGUGCUCCUGGAGGAGGACAGCUGCGAUGUGAACGCCCCUACCACCAGGGCAAAAGGCAAAGCUGAUUGGCUGGUGCUGGACAUGCCCUGCCCAGUAGGCGUAAAAAAGGCUGCUCUACUCAAUGAGAUACUGCAGACGGCACACACAGACAGCUUCCUGCUCCCCCAUCUAAAAGACCUCACAGCCCAGCAGGUCGUGCUCUUUCUUCAGUACCUGCAGUUCCUCUAUUUGAAGUAUUACCAAGACAUCAGUGCACAGGCGCCUGGUUUACGGUCCCCAACUGUAACACAGAUCAUGGACUGGGUUUGCUCUACACUGGAUGCUCAUUUCACUGUGUUAGUCAUGCUCCCUGAAGCACGGGACCUGCUCUUUCAACUCCACAAGUUUGUGAGAUCCCAGGUGAGAUUAAUUUGUGAACUUGGAAAAAUCCAGGGCAGUCUUCAAGACCUCCACAAACUUAAGCAGACUGAGGAUGCAGAUUUGUACUCCAUCGAAGUCAUAGAGCUGUUUUAGAGAAAGCUGUACAGCAUUUUUACAAUAAACUGCCAUUGUUCUUCACCGUAGUUCAGUUCUUUGGUUGUUAAACUGAACUUGUCUGUUGGUGCACAGAAGUGUCCUAUUUAGUCAUGUUUUCUGUGUUUUGUUCUGGACCUCUGAAGCACUGCAGUAGGUCACCUGUGCAUUAAUGCAGAAUAUUGCCUCUCAUGAACAUAUUUCUAAAGACUCCAUGAGGACUCAAGUGUUGAGAAAACAUGUACCUCAGUACUGCUGUUAGGGAGUGUUUUUCUCUCACCGCAAUGUGUGCAAUUUGUGCUUUUAGCUUUCUAAAUUCAAGAUGCAUUUUUUUGCAAUUUAUUUUUUUAAGAACAUUUUGUAAUUAUUUGUAUGUGCAAAGGUAUGAAGUGGUUGUAACAGCCUGUGGCAGGGGACAUACCAUUUGUGUACAGAAAGCUAUCUUAAAAUAUAUUACCCUAAAUAAAAAUGUUUGAUUGUGGGCAAAAAUGUCCACUCUGUGAAAUA